GGAGGGAGUGGGAUGCUGGGCGAGCUGGUGGCUGGGGCAACGGGGGGGCUCGUCCUCAUCGAGGACACCGUCGAGUGCGAGGGCCGCAGCCUGCUCAAGACCUUUGUGGCAGCUUCAGCGCACAGGGGGGAAUCCAUCCACGUUUUCGGCUUCGAAAUCCCCGAGGAAGAGUUCCGGGCCGGCUUUGACCCCGAUGUGACUGUGCGAUUGCUAUACCAGGAUGGCUUCACGGACCCCCUGCGCUGGACCGGGGAGGCCGGGGGCUUCGGGGGGGAGGAGUUCACAGCGCUGGGGGUCGCGGGGCAACUGGCCAGGGGACCCGCGGGACCGGCCACCGUCGUCCUGGACUCGCUCAGCUGGCUUCUGCUGCGCCAGCCUCUGCCCGUCAUCUGCCAGGCGCUGGCACAGAUCCCGAGGGCGGCUGCCAGCGCAGGCCUGCGUGUGACGAGGAUCCUGGCCUUGCUGCACGGCGACCUGCACCCGCCGGGCCUAGUGGAGACCCUCCGCUCCCUGGCCCGAGCCGUGGUGGGGGUGGGGCCGGCCCCUGAGGGCGUGGGGAGUGGGGGAGACGCCCCCCGGCUGGCCUCCAUGCUCCAGCGUAAGGGGACCGGGAAGGUCCUCGAGAAGGAGGAAUAUUUCACCAUCCUGUCCGGCUUCACCCCAAAAGCCCUCGGGGAGCCCACGGGGAGCGUGCCCCGAGAUGAAGACGCCGACCCUCACUCCGCGGCGGAUCCCGCCGCCAACCUGACCUUCAACCUGCGGCUGUCGGACACGGAACGCCGGGCCCGGGACGGGGUGCCGCUGCCCUUCCAUUUCAGCGCCCAAAAGAAGUCAUCACUGCUGGAGGCCUCGGACAGCGCCGGGAAGAUCUACUACGAACCAGAUGCCGCGGACGACCUGGACGAAGAGGAUCCGGACGACGACCUGGACGUGUGA
Messenger RNA from Terrapene triunguis (Three-toed box turtle), 936 nucleotides. It is a transcript of the gene ELP5, whose product is annotated as elongator acetyltransferase complex subunit 5. The coding region runs from base 13 to 936 and encodes 307 amino acids. Lineage: Eukaryota; Metazoa; Chordata; Testudines; Emydidae. The record is from RefSeq and is a predicted model, not a curated record. The transcript is spliced from 8 exons. Gene Ontology annotation, cellular component: elongator holoenzyme complex; cytosol; nucleus. Gene Ontology annotation, biological process: tRNA wobble uridine modification. Gene Ontology annotation, molecular function: tRNA binding.